Molecule: messenger RNA, 1503 nt
Organism: Colletotrichum spaethianum
Lineage: Eukaryota; Fungi; Ascomycota; Sordariomycetes; Glomerellales; Glomerellaceae
Exons: 2
Coding region: 1-1503 (500 amino acids)
Source: RefSeq, a predicted model, not a curated record
AUGCCCGGUAGGGAAAAGAGCUUCCUUGACAACAAGGAGCCUGCUGUUGCAUCCGUCCUCGAGGAGAAGGAUAGGGCCACCGCUCCUGGGGCACCUGUUACGGACGGAGCCGAAGCCGCUCAGACUAAGGCUAUAUCCGUGGCGGAGACUACCCAGACAGCUGAGGAUGAGGCUGAUGACUAUUCUUCCGAGGACGAAGACGAUAAGAAGAACGAGACCCAGGCUCGAGAGCCUCAGGGAGCACAGCUUGCAACCCUCGUCGCAGUCUUGCCUCCGCGCCCUGCGUCCCCCGAGGCCGACAAGAAGAUUUCAUACCACGAGGAUGCCGACCUUCACAUUAAGGUCCGCGACUCAAACGGUACCGUCAUUGUCUACUCUGUCCGCUCUGCCGCCCUCGCUUCUGCAUCUCGCGUCUGGAAGGAUUUCCUCGCUAAGAACACCGCCACCGUUGUUGAGCUACAAUCUGCUGCCGACACCGUUAGCGGUCUCGAUGUGCUCUUCUCCAUCGCCCACUUCAAGUUCCACGAGCUCCCAACCAUGCCCAAUGUCGGCGAGCUUUACGACCUUGCCCUGGCUUCUGACAAGUACGCCGCCACUCAUCUGCUGGUCCCAUUCAUGAAGGACUGGGUCGUAGCCUUGAACCGCCACGUUCUCAUGGCCGGUGCCCGCAACGACGAGGACAAGACCCUUGUUCUUAGCUGGGUCUUUGGUGAGGCUCGUUGGUUCAGCCGCGUGCUGGCUAAGGCGGCGUACAAGUCGCGCGUCGGCACCGAUGGCACCCUUCUUGACUCCAAGGGCCACCCCUGGAAAGAGCAGCCCAUCUCGGAUGAGGUCAUCAGCAUGUUGGCCGCUACACGUGCCGAGGCCGUCGAGAAGGUCAUCAAGGCUGUCAGCAACCCUGUUCAUCGUCUUCUCAACCCUUCCUGCUACCCUGGCGAAGAGAUCCGUUACUGCCAUGCCGGUACCGACGACGGAACCGCUGAGGAUUGCGAGCAGCUUCUCCUCGGAUCUGCUAUUAUGGGUCUGACCAAGUCCAAGCUUUGGCCCCCUCCUGAGCCCGCUAAGAUUAAGGUCAGCGCUGUCGAUCUCGCUAGAGCGUACAGUGACGUUCGCAUUCGUCGCUACCAGACCCCUGGUUUGCGCUUCAGGGAUAGCAUGCCCGAGGGCGCACCAGUCGAGGACCCUCACGCCAAAUGCGGCUUCGGUCACCGCGAGGUGAUUGAGAAGAUCCUCAACACCCCUGCCAAGAUGGCUUCCAGCGUUGUUGGCCAGCUCAUCACCAGAGCCAAGAAAUCAGGUGCUUUUGGCGAGGAGCUCUUCGCGGACUUGAAGGAAUACGUGCAGGAUGGCGGAGCUGCUGUUGAUGGCGAGGACUUGAAGAGCAAUCCCGUCCACUACAAGCAGGUCCGUGUUAGGAUCAAUGGUGUUGUUGAAAACAAGACCCCGGCCGAUGAUGAUGACGAUGAUGAGGAUGAGUCCAGCUCUGAGAGUGAUGACGAGUAG